GGGGCGGAGCCUGAGCGCAGAUGAGCGACGUGUUCUACUGGCGCUGCUCAUUCAUCGCUCCAACAUGGUGUUAUUAGAAAACGACGCGUUUCUGACAGAACUGACUCGGCUCUUCCAGAAGUGCAGGACCAGCGGCAGCGUCCUCAUCACCCUCAAGAAGUAUGAUGGCAGAACGAAGCCCGUGCCGAGGAAAGGCCAUCCGGAGACGUUUGAGCCGGCGGAUAAUAAAUGUCUCCUCAGAGCUUCAGACGGCAAGAGGAAAAUCAGCACAGUGGUCAGCACCAAAGAAGUAAUAAAAUUUCAAAUGGCGUAUUCGAACUUGUUGCGAGCGCACAUGGACGGCUUGAAAAAGAAGGACAAAAAGAGUAAAAGCAAGAAAACUAAAGCCACACAGUGAGGAGAUUUACACAGUGCCACGAGCCGUUUCCCAUCAGCCACUGCAGCACCAGGAUAAAUAACAGCGUCUACAGCCGGACUGAACUUUACUACACAAAUACUAGAGUAAAAUAAUUCCAGCUGUAAUGAAGCUCGGCCUGUUCUGUUGCUCACAGCUUCAUUAUUCAAGCCAUGUUUUGAGUAAAUCAGUGUUUUCUAUGGUGAGCCGACAGGAGCUCACUGCUUUUAUUUCAGUUUUGGAUGAGAUGAAUUUUCUAAAGUCUAAAAGGAGAUCUCCUUACUGUCAUUUUGUUUCUGAUUUGGCAUGAGCGUGGAGUUCUUUUCUUAAAUAUAUGAUUCUGGUUUGUUUUGCCAUCGUUUUUUUUUUUUUUUUAGACAUGAACGAAUCCACCCUUGUAGAUCUGCAAAUAAAUUAUGUUUAUUGCAUUUGA
Messenger RNA from Danio aesculapii, 827 nucleotides. It is a transcript of the gene srp14, whose product is annotated as signal recognition particle 14. The transcript has 5 exons. Gene Ontology annotation, molecular function: 7S RNA binding; endoplasmic reticulum signal sequence receptor activity. Gene Ontology annotation, cellular component: signal recognition particle, endoplasmic reticulum targeting. Gene Ontology annotation, biological process: SRP-dependent cotranslational protein targeting to membrane. The record is from RefSeq and is a predicted model, not a curated record. Lineage: Eukaryota; Metazoa; Chordata; Actinopteri; Cypriniformes; Danionidae. Bases 65 to 397 code for a protein of 110 amino acids.